AUGCGGGACGCGGGAAUCACACCUCAAUCAAAGCAUCAGACGCGGGUCAAACAGCGCGAGCCUUUCGGCUCAACGAUGCUGUUUGCGUCAGUGGUAAUGUAUAUUGGGCAAGUGAUGAAGGAUAUUUUAAAGCUGCCGCGUCCUCCAUCUCCCCCUGUGGUCAAACUGGAAACGCGUGUGGAUGCAGAGUACGGGAUGCCAUCCACACACGCCAUGGCAGCGACGGCCAUCUCAUUUACGCUGCUUCUCAGUGCCCAGGAGAGAGUGAAGUUCCCGUUUGAACUGGGACUGAUUGUGGCCGUGGUUCUGUCUGCGCUGGUGUGUCUGAGUCGUCUUUAUACUGGCAUGCACUCUGCUCUGGAUGUAAUCUGUGGCGUUGUAAUUUCAGCUGUCAUUAUGGCUGUGUCGUACCCAUACUGGGGAACCAUUGACUACCUGCAGCUGCACAAUCCUCUCUCCCCUGUGGUGGGGGUGGUUCUGCCCCUCUUCCUGUCCUAUAAGUACCCCGAGCUGGACCAUUACAGCACCACACGGGGGGACACCACUGUUAUUUUAGCAUGCUGUUCGGGAUGUUCAGUUGGAUACUGGGUGAAUGAGCGAUUGGGCUUGACCUUUGACCUAGCCGGGCCUUUUCCAGUGACCCUACCACCGCUGACCCUCGCGGCCUUGGGUCUCGGUGUGGCACGGUUCCUGGUCGGGUUAGGGAUGCUGGUCCUGACCCGGCAGACGGUGCGCUGGGCGAGUCUGCGGGUGCUCUGUCGAAUUAACGGAGCAUCUGUGAAUGACGUCGAAGCACGCAGAAGGAAAGAGAUCGAGGUGCCGUAUAAGUUCAGCACGUAUGUUGCCAUCGGACUGGUCAACAGUAUCUUAGUGAACAGAGUGUAUGUGAUGAUGGGACUCUGGGAUUUGGGAAAUUCGGUGUAAUUUCACAGUGUUUACAGGGAAGUUUGAACAGAAUCUCGCUCCGUAAUUCAUUCUCAGGGAGAAAUUCACUUUAGUCUUUGUUCAGGAAUGGUUGGCACAUAAAAGGGCCUUUCG
Sinocyclocheilus grahami is the source of this 1038-nucleotide messenger RNA. It is a transcript of the gene sgpp2, whose product is annotated as sphingosine-1-phosphate phosphatase 2. The record is from RefSeq and is a predicted model, not a curated record. Gene Ontology annotation, cellular component: endoplasmic reticulum membrane. The transcript has 4 exons. Gene Ontology annotation, biological process: sphingosine metabolic process. The coding region runs from base 1 to 924 and encodes 307 amino acids. NCBI's taxonomy places the organism in Eukaryota, Metazoa, Chordata, Actinopteri, Cypriniformes, Cyprinidae. Gene Ontology annotation, molecular function: sphingosine-1-phosphate phosphatase activity.